Prunus dulcis (almond) is the source of this 1303-nucleotide messenger RNA. RefSeq names its product pre-rRNA-processing protein ESF2. NCBI's taxonomy places the organism in Eukaryota, Viridiplantae, Streptophyta, Magnoliopsida, Rosales, Rosaceae. The transcript is spliced from 7 exons. The coding region runs from base 175 to 900 and encodes 241 amino acids. Gene Ontology annotation, biological process: endonucleolytic cleavage in 5'-ETS of tricistronic rRNA transcript (SSU-rRNA, 5.8S rRNA, LSU-rRNA); endonucleolytic cleavage in ITS1 to separate SSU-rRNA from 5.8S rRNA and LSU-rRNA from tricistronic rRNA transcript (SSU-rRNA, 5.8S rRNA, LSU-rRNA); small-subunit processome assembly. Gene Ontology annotation, cellular component: nucleolus. The record is from RefSeq and is a predicted model, not a curated record. Gene Ontology annotation, molecular function: RNA binding.
GUUGGAUGUUGGCAAAAUUCGUAAGGAAGAAGAAGCCGUCUUACGAAGUGGGAAGAUUGUGAGCCGCCUCAGAGACCGAGUGAGCAGAGCAAGAGCUUCACCGGCCUCAGUCGUUUCGCCGCACUCUUUCUUCUGGGUUUAAGCAGAUAUAGGUAUCAGGGUGGGAAGGUGGGCAUGGAUAUCACGAGAAAGAGUAAAAAGAAGAAAUUGGUGAAGGAAGGCGGGAAGGAUGAGAAGCGUGGGGUUUGCUACUUGGGUCGGAUUCCUCCUCGCAUGGAUCCUUCAACACUUCGUCAGAUGCUCUCUCAGUUUGGAGAGAUACAAAGGGUUUAUCUUACACCUCAAGACCCUUCUGCUCAAGUACAUAACAUCCGAGCUGGUAAAUUUCAAAGGCAAAACUUUUCAGAAGGGUGGGUUGAAUUUUCUGACAAAAGGGUUGCUAAGAGAGUUGCUAAUAUGUUAAAUGGUGAACAAAUAGGUGGGAGGAAGAGGUCAUCUUUCUACUAUGAUCUUUGGAAUAUCAAGUAUUUAAGUAAAUUCAAGUGGGAUGAUCUUACUGAAGAGAUUGCUUACAAGAAAGCCACUCGGGAGCAAAAACUAGCUUUAGAAAUAUCUGCUGCUAAGAGGGAGCGGGAUUUCUAUCUCUCUAAAGUUGAUAAGUCCCGUGCUUUGAGUUGCAUAGAAGAAAGAUUGAAAAAGAAGCAAAAGGUCGAAGAAGAUCCAGGACUAAAGCAAAAGGCCGAAGAAGAUCCAGAAAACAAGCCUGAUCUCCCUGUUAGCCAGCCAAAACGGGAGGUAAUUCGCCGGUUCCGACAGAAGACACCUGUUGCAGAUAAUGCUGCUGAAAUCAGACCUCGGCUCUCGAAAGAUAUACUUGCAGGGGUAUUUGGUGGUUCUUAGUGCUCAAAAUUUUAAUGAUUGGCAUACUUAAAAGUGCAUCUGCUAUAAACCAAGGACAUUGUCUGGAUCUCCGGAGUGCCUGCCUGUGUUUGAGAUUCGAGUGGUCUUUCCCAAUUUUGUCACUGAUCGAGCUGGAACUAAUCUGUAUAUGGUUUGAACCAGGAUCACAAAAUCAGACAAUGUGAACCGUGUGAAAGAUACUUGUAUCUGUAUUUAUUUUAUAUGAUAAGUUGCUUUUCGUUUGAGUUAUAUGGACAAAUCAUAUCAAGGACCUUUUUAUGGUUGAUGUUCUUCACCUCCCCGUGACCGUGAUUUAAUUUUGCUAUGUCGUUUCACCCUAGUCGCCUUAGUUAUCCUAUGGUACUAUGAGAUUUACGAUGAAUAUUAUUUGUUUUUUUAAUUU